This is a messenger RNA of Ostrea edulis (European flat oyster), 8079 nucleotides long. RefSeq names its product dedicator of cytokinesis protein 7-like. Gene Ontology annotation, biological process: positive regulation of GTPase activity; small GTPase-mediated signal transduction. The transcript is spliced from 46 exons. The coding region runs from base 79 to 6543 and encodes 2154 amino acids. The record is from RefSeq and is a predicted model, not a curated record. Gene Ontology annotation, molecular function: guanyl-nucleotide exchange factor activity. NCBI's taxonomy places the organism in Eukaryota, Metazoa, Mollusca, Bivalvia, Ostreida, Ostreidae.
AGCCUCUGUUUAGAUCCGCCCCUCGCUCCUCGUAAGAUGAAACCAGUGAGGAAGUGAGUAAUUCGGCAGACGGCAAACAUGUCGGCUGCGCCGAUUCAACAAAGAGCCUUUGCUCAAAAACUCAACAAACAAGGAGCUGCUGAGGUCAGGAGGGCAGUGUCAUCUACAAUCUACUCGACCUCUGACCUCACGCGAUGUGCCAGUGGACUUAAUCUCACUGUGCCUCUGACAGAUGUAGUAGACCCCCCAGACUAUGAGGAGUUUGUCCUCCAAAAUUCCUGUACUGUGGAGAGGGAUCCUUUUAGGGACCUCAUUUUGUACCCAGAGGAUGAUGUCGAUGUUCACAGUGUCCCAAGGAAAUGUCGGACGGUCAAUCCCAUUGUGCCUGAGCUCGGGCCCGAUGCUGAUGAGUUUGUGUUUGACCUGGCCAGGCGGUACACGGCAGACUACACGGUGAUUACACGGCGGUAUCACAGAUACAGCUCUAGUGUAUGCAGCAAAGAGAAAUUAUGUGGAGAGGAAGAUACUUUCCUGCAGGAAUACGAAGUGGACAUCGAGGACGCACAGGAUGACGGGUCAGAGGAUGGCAUUAACAAAAGACAGUCCAUCCAUAUGAACUCUGUUCCGAGGGGAAGCUGGGCCAGCAGUAUCUUUGACUUGAAGUCUUCACAGGGUGAUCAACUCCUCCCACAUCUGUUUGACCAGGUUUCAUACGAACAAAUUGACACCGACAACAGAAAGUAUCGGCAGGAAAAUCGAGAGGACACGCUGUUCAGCCUGUUUCCAGGCGAGGAUGAGGAGGACUUGAUGGAGAGAAGAUCAUCUCCACCCAUCCCCCAAGAACAUUUUGGUCACAGAAUCAUUGUCAAGUGCCUUCAACUCAAAUUGGAGUUAGAGUUUGAACCACUAUUUGCUACAAUGGCCUUGUAUGAUGCUAGAGAGAAGAAAAAGAUAUCCGAGAACUUUUACUUUGAUGUGAAUCAAGACGAGCAGAAGAAGAUGAUUGUGAUGCACAUCCAGCACUCUGACGUGUCCACAAUGUCUCGAGCAGCCAGUUUCAGUAUCACGUAUCCCUCUCCCGAUGUUUUUCUUGUCAUUAGGCUUGAGAAGGUCUUGCAACAAGGUGACAUCGGGGAAUGUGCUGAACCCUACAUGAAAGAGGACAAGGCCAAGGAAGAUCGUCUGAAGUCUAAUGCUGCACAGUUCUGUGAUCGACUUGGAAAGUACAGAAUGCCGUUUGCUUGGACCGCCAUCUACUUAAUGAAUAUUGUUACUGGAGCUACAGGGGGCCAGGAUGCAGAUAAAUCUUGUGAGACUGAACCCUCUCGAUCUGCCAGUCUGGACAGGAGAUCGGUAUCCAGUAUCCCCGGUCAGUUUGACAGCUUCCGCCGGAGAAAUAAAGACGAAUUCUCUUCCACCCGACGGGGAUCAAUGGAGCGAGGUCGCAGUGAGAGGCGGGGGAUGUACUCUGGGGAUGAUUACGGCCCGAGUCUAGACAACUUCAGACCGGUCACUUUGACAGUGUCCAGUUUCUUCAAACAGGAGGGAGACAAGCUGAGUGAUGAAGAUCUCUAUAAAUUUCUGGCUGAUUUGAAACGACCAUCAAGCGUUCUCAAGAGGGUCAAAUGCAUCCCUGGGACCCUAAAGCUGGAUAUUUCUCCCUGUCCCGAGGAACCCCGGUACAUGCUCACCCCCGAAUUGUACAAGGUAGAGCCCUACCCUGAUGAGAAAACCCGACCCACACGGGAAAUCUUGGAAUUUCCAUCCAGAGAAAUUUACAAUCCCCACACAGCCUACAGGAAUCUGCUGUUUGUGUAUCCGAGAAGUCUGAACUUCAGUAACAGACAAGGUUCUGCCAGAAAUCUGGCUGUCAAAAUUCAGUUCAUGUCUGGAGAAGAGGAGGGUUGUGCCCUCAAGGCAAUAUUUGGGAAGUCUAACUGCCCAGAACUCUCGAGAGAAGCCUACACUUCUGUUACGUAUCAUAACAAGUCACCUGAUUUCUACGAAGAGAUCAAGAUAAAGCUCCCAGCUAAACUUACAGACUCACACCACCUGUUGUUUACCUUCUACCACAUCAGCUGCCAGACCAAGAAAAAUGAGUCGGGGCCAGUGGAGGUUCCUGUGGGCUAUACAUGGCUUCCUCUGUGUCGUGAAGGAAAAUUGAUGAUCGAUGAUUUCUCCAUCCCAGUGUCUGUGGACAAACUCCCUCCCAGCUACUCCAUACUGUUCCCUGAUACUAACCUGCCCAACAUGAAGUGGGUGGAUCACAAGGGAGUGUUUAAUGUCAGUCUGAAGUCGGUGUCCUCGGUCCAUACACAGGAUGAUAAGCUGGAGAAAUUCCUGUACAACUGUCGUAUGACACUGGAACAGAAGCUUCCUGUUCGGAAGACAGAGAUGCAGUUUGAGAAUGAUCUGAGACAAAGCAUACAGGAAGUUCCAAAGGCCAAGGGAGAGAACCUUGUCCAGUUCUUACCUCUUAUACUGGACAGACUACUGUAUCUGAUGGUCAGACCUCCAAUACUGAAUGGUCAGCAAGCUAACAUAGGACAGCCAGCUUUUGAGGGGAUCAUUCUGGUGGUCAAGAGAGUUCACGAGCUACUGGCGGACAAGAAUGACAGAAAUGGCCGGAACCUGACUCUUGCCUCUUACAUACAGUACUGCUGUAGUCUGCCACAUCCUGGCCCUCUGUACCACUGCUCCACGGAGCCCUCAUUAUUGGGAUAUAACACGCUUGGGCGCCCAUCAUCACUUCCUGUCUCAAACAAAGCCUUCCAGCGCAGCUCAAGUAACCCUGACCUUAAUGCACUCACACCCACCUCUCCUGACCAUGAAAUAUCAGCCAUUCUGGGAGGUACAAAGUACUUAGAUAGAACUGGCAGUAUGCGAGCUGAUGACUUUAACCAACCUCAGAUGGUUAAGAACAGAGGGAAAAAGCUUGUCCAUGAGGAACUUGUCCUGCAGUGGCUGGUCCUCAGUGGGCAGAACAGAGACCAUGCCUUCGCCCAUUCCUGGUUCCUGUUUGAGCUCAUCAUUAAGAGCAUGGCUGAACACCUGAACAAGACUCAGAAGCUGGAGACUCCGCGUCAGAUGAGAUUUAAUGACAAACCAUUUGUGGAGGACAUAGAGGCCUUGAUGAAUUUAGUCAACAAAGAAAUUACGGACAAGUACAUUAAGGAGCCACACAUUAUCCGCAGUCUGAACACCAGCUUGGCAUUCUUCCUUCAUGACCUUCUCAGCUUCAUGGAUAGAGGAUUUGUCUUCAAUCUCAUCGCCAACUACUGCGGAGCUAUUGCAGAGAAGAUCCAGAUUCUGUCGGAGUCCACCACUCUCAUGCUGCUAAGACUGGACUUUUUACGGAUUGUCUGCAGCCAUGAGCACUACUUUCCUCUCAACCUCCCGUUUGGAACCCCACUGACUCCAACAUCCGGCAAAGCAGUCAGUCCCACCCCCAGUAUCCAGAGUACCAACUCUAUGUCCUCCUACACGUCCACAUCCACUCUCACUGACCGUGGUCAGUUCUACGAACUCACACUGCAGUUCAGACAGCAGCACUUUUUGGUGGGACUUGUUCUGUCAGAUCUCAAGGUUGCACUCGAUACACAUAAUCCCAAUAUUCACCAAAAAGCCAUCAAUGUAAUUCGUAACCUUCUGUACAACCAUGACCUUGACCUGCGUUACAUGGACACGGAGAUGAAAGCUCGUCUAGCAGUUCUGUACAUGCCCAUCAUUGGGAUCGUGAUCGAGGCCCUCCCACAGCUCAGUGACCCUGGCCUUGACCUCCGGCGACACGCCUGUCCCGAGGAAGAGGAAGCAGACAAAAUUAGUCACAGUGUUGCCCUGGAAAUAGCGGGCGCCACAGUGUUUGCUGGAAGAGUUCAAGAAUAUCCUGGUGGUCUGGAUGAACCAAAGAGCAAAAAGAGCCCCCUGACUACCGAGUGCACGCGGAACCUGUUGAUCUGUUUCAUGUGGGUGAUUAAGAAUGCAGAUGAGACCGUUCUCCGUCAGUGGUGGAGCGAGCUUAACGUGAAUGUUCUUGCCCAGAUUCUCGACGUUUUAUACUUCUGUAUUUCAAACUUUGAAUACAAGCCGAAGUGGUUGAAGCCAUUUCGAUUAUCGGCACAUCUGGCUGAAACCUUGUUCGAUGCCCCCCGUCCUAAGAGUGCUAGUCUGCCUCGAUCAUACGAGCUAAUAUGGGAAGGUUUCCAGAGGAAAUCGCAGGACUUGCUUCAGCGCCAGAGAAGCAAAGAGGACACGCCACAGGGUAAGAAAAGCCUGGCCGCGUGCUCUAAGCAGACCAUACAGAAGAGUGUGGACAUGAAAUCUCGCCUGGAGGAAGCCAUACUGGGAAAUCUGAAUGCUCGCACUGAAAUGAUGAUGAGGCGACGACAGACUUCAUACAGUCAGAUAGCAGACGGUGGUGGUCAGAUGAACUCCCAAGGAGACAGCAGGCUGAGGUGGAGAAAAGAUCAAAUCAAUUACAAACCCUCAUUUGAUCAAGUAGAAAGUGUGAAGCCACGUGAUGUUGAAGCAGAUGCUCACACAGAGGGAAGUCUGGCUGCUGAGAUCAGCAUGGUAGUCCUAGACACUCUGGAACUAAUCAUUCAGAUUGCUAGGAACCUGGAGUACGUUCCACUACAGAGUCACGCCCUGCGUAUCCUACUACACAGCCUCAGUCUCAACCAGUCCACCGUCGUUCUCAAGAACAUGUUUGCUACACAGCGGGCCCUGGUCACUAGAUUUCUGGACAUGUUGUUUGUGGAGGAGACUGAACAGUGUGCUGAUCUCUGCCUGAGACUCCUGAGACACUGCAGCUCCUUGACCUCCCAGACCCGAUCCCAGGCCAGCGCCUCUCUCUACAUGCUGAUGAGGCAGAACUACGACCUAGAUAAUAACUUUGCACGAGUGAAGAUGCAGGUGACAAUGUCCCUCAGUAAACUGGUGGGGCAGAAUCAGAAUUUUAGCGAAGCUUCGCUACGUCGAUCACUGAAGACGAUUCUGACUUAUGCCGAGGAGGACACUGAUCUCGCGGAAACACCAUUCACUGAACAGGUGAAGGACCUGGUGUUCAACCUUCACAUGAUUCUGUCUGACACGGUGAAGAUGAAGGAAUUCCAAGAGGACCCAGAGAUGUUGUUAGAUCUCAUGUACCGCAUCGCCAAGGGUUACCAGAACUCCCCCGACCUCCGCCUUACCUGGCUGCAGAACAUGGCCAGCAAACACAGUGAGAGAAAUAACCAUGCUGAGGCUGCACACUGCCUGGUCCACGCUGCGGGUCUGAUAGCGGAGUAUCUCUACAUGAUAGAGGACAAGCCAUACCUACCUGUCGGUGCUGUAGACUUCCAGAAAAUCACGGUGAAUGUUCUGGAGGAGAGUGCUGUUUCGGAUGACGUCGUGUCUCCCGAGGAAGGAGUAUGUACGGGGAAAUACUUCACAGAGAGCGGACUGGUGGGCAUCCUAGAGGCUUCGGCCAUGGAGUUCCACAUGGCGGGGAUGUAUGAACACGUGAAUGAGGUGUACAAGGUGCUGAUUCCCAUCCACGAGUCUGCCAGAGAUUACAAGAAACUGAGUGCCAUACACAACAAACUGCACGACGCCUUCAACAACAUCACACGGCAGGAGGGGAAGAGGAUGUUUGGGACCUACUUUAGGGUCGGAUUCUACGGCCACAAGUUUGGAGACUUGGAUGGAGAUGAAUUUGUGUAUAAAGAACCACCCAUUACUAAACUCCCAGAGGUAGCACACAGACUGGAGAGUUUCUAUACUGACCGGUUUGGAGACGGCGUAGUCCACAUCGUCAAGGACUCCAACCCCGUGGACAGAGAAAACCUGGACUCAACCAAGGCCUAUAUCCAGAUUACGUACGUGGAGCCAUAUUUUGACCUGUACGAGUACCGAUCUAAAGUGACAUACUUUGAAAAAAACAACAACAUCAAGAGAUUUGUUUUUGCCACACCUUUUACGCAAGAUGGCCGUGCUCAUGGAGAGAUUCAUGAACAACACAAGAGAAAGACCAUCCUCACAACUAGCCAUACAUUUCCUUACGUGAAAACGAGGCUUCAGGUCAUCAGUCACGAUCAGGUCCUGUUGACUCCUAUUGAAGUUGCAAUAGAAGAUAUACAGAAAAAGACAAAAGAGCUGGCAGUGGCUCUUGGACAGGAACCACCUGACACCAAAAUACUUCAGAUGGUGUUACAAGGUUGUAUAGGCACCACUGUUAACCAGGGUCCUGUGGAAGUGGCAGUGGUGUUCCUUAAGGACAGCCCAGAGAACAAGACUCAAGAUGUUCGACACAGAAACAAACUUCGUCUCUCCUUCAAAGACUUCCUCAAGAAAUGCAGUGACGCUCUUCACAGAAAUAAAAGCCUGAUCUCCAGUGAUCAGAAGGAGUACCAGAGGGAGUUGGAGAGGAACUACCACAGUGUUCGGGACAAGCUCCUGCCAUACAUCUCGUCCAAUUUGGCCACACUCAGGUCAAAGCACCAUAGACGAACAAACAAAGAAUCUCCAAGUAAACACAAGUCAUCAGGAUCGUCUAAGACAUAGGGAAGAGGACCAAGCUAUAGAAAUGUCAGGACAUUGUCCUGGGAAAAUCUUCAGAUGAUUGUCAUGAAGAGGAUGUCAGGACAUUGUCCCGGGGAAAUCUUCAGUCCCAGGGAAAUCUUCAGAUGUCAGGACAUUGUCCCGGGGAAAUCUUCAGACAUCAGGACAUUGUCCCGGGGAAAUCUUCAAUCCCAGGGAAAUCUUAAGAUGUCAGGAUAUUGUCCCGGGGAAAUCUUCAGACAUCAGGACAUUGUCCUGGGGAAUCUUCAGACGUCAGGACAUUGUCCCGGGGAAAUCUUCAGACGAUUGUCAUGCAUUGUAAUAAUGUGUUGUCCUGUUUAACAUACAUGUAGUUGCUUCAGUAACAUAUUGGAUCUAGAACUCCAGAAUGUAUUAGUAGAUUGGAAAUGAUCUCUGUCACCCUAACCCAGAACUUAUUGGACCGAGAACUGCAGAACGAAUCAUUGUGUAUGUUAUCAUAGAUCUGAAAUUACUUCCCCAAUAUAUCAGUGCUUCGUGACAUAAAUUCAACUUCUGUACACAUUUGAUUCUAUAAUUUCAUGGAUAAGUGGAGGUCUGUUUCACAAUAGAUUAAAUGUCUUCACUGAUCUUCAACUAUGUUUGGUGAAUACACAACUUCCGAGAUAUCAGCUCUUCUGUGAUGGAGGUACGCUCAGUUUUCUGUUGAACAACUAGCUAUAUAAUAACGGAUAAAAGUAAUGAAAGUGUAAAUUUUGUUUAUACCAGCCGUUGGUAUACAUUAAACUGACCAUAUCAAGAAUAAUAUUUGUUUGAAUUAGGCCAUUGAAUUAAAUGUGAAAUAAUUUUUUAUUUCCUCUUUUGCAUGAGUGAUAUUUUAAUCAAAGAAAGAUGGUGAUUAUCGAUUUUUCUUUGAGCUAUUUUAUUAUCAAAUACUAAUAAACUUACUAAUAUUGUGUGUCCCUGCAGUUUGGGUGGUUGCAUGGUGUCUGAUAAUUGGCCUUUAAGCAAUAUAUGAAGGCAGCGAUAAGCAUUUGUACCCACCGCGUGUGGACGAUAGUAUGUUUUGCAUAUCACUGUGUGUAAGAGUUCUAAAAAGGGAACGAACUAUUGGGCAACUCGGAAAUUGCGUAUUACAUCUGCAUAUUCUCUCAUUGAAACAACUCAGAAUUUAUAUUCAAAGUCUGAAUAUUAUGUAAACAGAGGAAAAAUUACCUAGAAUUCGGAGGGAGUAUAAACAAGUUGUAAAAGUUUUUUUUAUCCAGAUACAAUUUGAUUUUUCAUCCAGAUACAAUUUUAUUGAACCGCGGAAACUUUGUCAUAUUUAAGAAUUACUUGAACAUUGACUGUAUUUAAGAAUUACUUGCACAGUGACUGUAUUUAAGAAUUACUUGAACAUUGACUGUAUUUAAGACUUGCUUGAAAAGGUGAAAAGUUAACUUGUUUCACCAGUAUUACAAGAUAAAGUGCAAUAUUGUUUUAUUUUUAAAUUGUGCAUAUUUAAUUUGUGCUUUUGUAUUGCAAAUUGUAUACAGAUACCUUUAAAUUAUCAUGAAUCAG